Molecule: messenger RNA, 1237 nt
Organism: Cygnus atratus (black swan)
Lineage: Eukaryota; Metazoa; Chordata; Aves; Anseriformes; Anatidae
Gene: C16H20orf96
Product: chromosome 16 C20orf96 homolog
Exons: 10
Source: RefSeq, a predicted model, not a curated record
AGGGGGGCUCCCGGUGCGGGGCUCCCGGUGCGGGGCACGGAGCCUCCCGCGGGGACAGGCAGGGCCGCGGGGCCCGGCCUCCGUGCUGGGGGCACGCGUGUCCCAUCCCGGGAUGGACGCGAGGGGCCUGGUCCCGGGGGAGCUGAGGGGAGCGGGGCGCAGCAAACGGCACAAGGCAAAAGCGGAGGAGAGGAGAGCUGCGGCCCGCGAGCUGACUCUGCCACCGAUCCCCAGCGAGGACAAGAAGAAAGGGGAGAAGAAGAAGCCAGUUACAUUUAUGUUGAGUAAAAAAACACCCUUGCCUUCGAAGACAUCGUCAUCCCGAGAGAAAUACAGAAGUUUUACUGAGAGGAAGUCAGCGCUCAAGGAGGCUGAAUUAGCUAAAACACUGGAAGAGAUCAAAAUUACCACGGAUCUGACCAAGCAGAAGAUAAAUGCCAUAGAGGAGCUGAAGCAGCGCAGCGCCCACCUGGCAGAGGCCAACUGCCGGCUGAUGAAGGACAUCCAGCACACCGAUGCCAGCACUGCCGAGCAAGCCAGAGACCUGCUGCAGCAGUACGAACAAUUUCAGAUGGUCCAGGCAAUGACACAGACCUUCAGUCAGAGCAGACUGGACACGGCGAGGGCAGAGCUCCAGGAAAUGGAAAAAGCAAUGGAAAAGAAUCUGGAAGUGAAGCUCCAGCAGCAGCUGGAUGAAGCCACAUCAAAAGUACAGGUUCUCCAGGACGAGCUCGGCGUCCUGCGGACCUACAUGGACGUGCAUUAUCCCAAACAGGCUCUCCGGAUAGUCCUCCUGCUGUCCGACAUCCAGAACCUGAAGGAGCAGCAGCAGGAUGAGAUAGACAAGACAGAAGAAAUGGGGAAGGCCGUCCUGGAGGAACUGGAAGAGAAAGCACAGCUAGAACGAGAGGAGCUGUUGCAGAAAGUCGUGGAGGAGGUGUUGCUGCACCAGGAUGGCCUGAAGCAGCUGGUCAUAAACAACCACGUUCUUCGGUGUGAAAUAACAAGGCAAAGAGAGAUUAUUAAGGACCUGGAAGAGGAGAUCAGCGAGCUGCAAAGAAGCAUCCAGACGCUCCGCCAGCGUGCAAGAGACCCGAGAGAGGUGAUCUUUGCUGAUGUUUUUCUCCGCAGACCAAAGUGCACACCGGACACCGAGGUGGUCCUCAGCAUCCCCGCGGAGGAGGCGCCGCUCCCCUAACGCUCGCAGGCCCCUCGCCGGGCUCGGGUGCGGUGCUGA